Messenger RNA from Aethalodelphis obliquidens (Pacific white-sided dolphin), 4443 nucleotides. Its product is annotated as protein DDI1 homolog 2. Gene Ontology annotation, biological process: proteolysis. Gene Ontology annotation, molecular function: protein binding; aspartic-type endopeptidase activity. Bases 2287 to 4146 code for a protein of 619 amino acids. NCBI's taxonomy places the organism in Eukaryota, Metazoa, Chordata, Mammalia, Artiodactyla, Delphinidae. The transcript has 3 exons. The record is from RefSeq and is a predicted model, not a curated record.
GGAGUGGCCAGGCUCUUAAAUAAUACUCGUUAUUGGUGGGUGAGCCAGGGAAGUUGGAGCUUCAAAGGGGAAUAGGGACCUUUCCAGUCGUAAUCAGUCUCAUCGUCCUGUUGUAGGUAUGUUCCUUGUCUUCUUACUGCCUCUUCCCAUCUCUAAAUACAGUACAGAAAACCUCCCGUGUUUCAGUAGAUCCAGAAAUAGCAGUCCAUUGCUAUGUGCAAGAUAGAGUGGGGAGUUCUUUGCUUAGGCACAUUUUGGUGGGAUUCCUAAAGAAUCUUGUCUUUUUUUUUUUUUCUUGAAGAAAAUUGUAACAGUAAGCAGAAACUUCCUUUUGAGUUCAACAUUUCCUGGAAAUUUUCUUGUUUUCUUAGGCCCAUUUAUUUUGGAGGAUGACGUUGUGUCUGUGACUAAGCAGCACUAAGCUUUUUAAUAUCUACUGAAAGUGCUGCCACCGAAAUGAAGCUACGUAAUACUUUUUUUCCCUAAGUCUCAGUUGUUGUAGCUUCUUUAAUUCUAAAGAUCAAACCAAGUUUUCUGGGUAAAAUGGAGGGACACAGUUAUGCCGAAAUCCCACUUCUGUGGAUAAAUUUUCCCCGUCUGUUACAGAACAGUGACUCUGGAAUAUAUUUUCUAGAAGCUAAAGAGAAUUAACUUUUAAGUUUGAGUUAUUUUAAAGUCUUGAGCUGUAAUUCUUCAUUAGUGACUAAUAUCACACAUUGCAUUUGCUGAUAUAGUAAAAUGUAUUAGAGCUACAAGUUCAGGGAAUAGCUUUCUCCUAAGGACAAAAAAGAUAAGAGCUUUAACAAUGAGCAGCCAGAUUUUGCCAGCGUGUAUCACCAGAGAACAUCCGGUGGUCUCGCCUUGAGAUUCUCUAGAAUGAGCGUGAGUAGCAGAUGGAGUUUCCAAGCUGGCUUUGUUCAGAAUCUGCGCCACCACCACCUUUUGGCUCAGUUUUACAUAUGAAGUACAGUUUGGGUUGUGAUUUAAGUAUUUGGUAGGAAGGGGAGAAUUUUGAACAACCAGACAGAGAAAGACUAAAUUAAUAGUUUUAACCUUACCCGCAAGGCAAGCUUGAAUGAGUUUGACAUAUCUACUUAGAAGGUUUUACUUUUUGUUUUGUUUUGUUUGGUAACUUGUCAGCUUAGUCAUAAUACUGUACAUUAAUAAAAUGAGGGUAUGUUAUCAUUUUGUGAAACCUCUGUUGUUCCCCCCACAGUUCUGGUGCUUUUACUUGAGAAACACUAGCUGAUGGUAGCAGUGCUUUAUAACCUACUGACAGUUACCCUCUUUGAGUAAUUACUUUCUUUUAAUAAAAAGUUGAAGAGAUUAAAAUAGAAACCACAGAUGUUUUCAGCCAUAGUGAAGGAGGUGUACCAGUUUUAAAGGAUUAAAAGGAAGUGGCUCUUUACCCAUGUGACCUUUUGUUACUGACAGUGUAUGUAUGGCUUGCGCUAAUUUUUGUAAUGUUUAGUGAGGUAAUUCUUCAACAUCAGAUUCUAUUUGUUUGGAACAUCAGCUUCCCACUAUUAUCAAAAUCACCUACCCCUAGACAUAGUAGGUGAAUGUAUUUUUGCUAAAAACUGUCUCUUUGGUGGAUACUCUAUAGCAGAAUGUCGUUAUCUUCUCUAUUGAUUAAAAAAUAAUUCAAAAAAGUAAUAAUUCAGAGUAUUUUAAAAAAUAAGGUAAGCCAGGAUAAGUAAUCACGUUUGGUUUGUUUUUCUUCUAAAAAUAAAUCUCAACUGAAAAAGAAACUGUGAAAGUUUCUGUAAUAUGUGUUUGCUCACCUUGACUCCAUAAGAUUUCCAUAUCGUGUAAUUCUGUCUAUGGAUCUACUUUUUUUUCACCUAUUUCACAUGUUUGCCCAUGAAUUCUCUGUGUAGGUGUGUAAAAUUAAUUUCUUUCCAAGUUCUGUUGAAAAUCUGUUGAAGUUGACACAUUGCUUUAUGUAUUGUGAGAGAAUUAAAGCAACCAGCAAAUCUUUUUGAUGUCCAAACUACAGGAACGUUCCCCCACUUUGACUCUACCAGUUCCUGAUCUUAAAGAUGGCAAAGGAGUGGAGACUAUAACCCUGCAUGCUGUGUGGUUUGCAUUGUUAACCCAAGGUUUGCUUGUCUGUUUCCUAAUUCAAACAGAGCGUCAGAAGCCAUGAUGCAUGUAGUGUGUGUGUACUGCAGCUGGAGUGGGCCCCAGACCAGGACUUAGGCCAGUGAAACUGACCAUCUCAGCUACAGGAGGACUAUAUGCUGCUUUCCUAAGAAAAGCGGUAAAGAAACUACCUCACUGGGAAUGUCAUCAUUACCAACUUCAGAUGGAUUUAACCAUCAAGCCCAUCCUUCAGGACAGAGUCCUGAGAUUGGUAAUCCUUCACGUCUUGCUCACUCUGUCUCUGCUUCAGUCUGCCCUGUUGAGCCCAGCGACCCAGACAGCAUUGAACCUAAAGCUCUGAAGGCUUUGAAGGCUUCAGCUGAAUUCCAGGUAACCUGUGAAAAGAAAGAACAUCUUCCUCUACAGGAUCUUUCUGAUUAUGCUUCUUCAGCAGACAGUGCUCCAGCAGACCAGAGGCCAGCUAUGCCUUUGCAGAAUUCACUCGAAGAAGCCAUUGUUGCAGGUAAUCUAGAGAAAUCUGCUGAAAGAAGCACCCAGGGCCUCACAUCUCAUCUCCACACCAGACAGGAAGUUAGUUUAUCUGUCACUGGGAUGGAAGAACCACAGAGGCUUAAAGAUGAAAAGGGUUGGCAUCCAGAAUAUCAGGACCUGAGUCAAGCGAGUGGCCUUCAGCAGCAUGAAGAACCGAGGACUGGACAGCAUGAGGUUAUACAGCAGAAUGCUCCCCAUGACCGAGCACGUCUCUGUAACACAGGGGACCUUGAACUUCUUGGAGAAAGGCAACAGGAUCAACAAAGAAGUAUUGGUUCGGAAGCUACGAUGGAAGGAGACAGGCUAGAGCAGACUGUGGACCUUUCGGGUACAGAGAAAAAUAUUCUACCUUCAGGGUGCUUUGGCUGCUCAAGUUCAGAAACACUUAUGGAAGUAGAUAUAGUUGAACAGUCCCUAGCUGCUGUGCUCAAUUCAGCAGGUGGUCAGAAUACCAGUGUCAAGAAUAUCAGUGCAUCUGAUCUCACCUUAGAUAAUCCCUUGAUGGAAGUAGAAACAUCAAAAUGUAACCCUUCCUCUGAAAUUUUGAGUAAUUCCAUUUCCACUCAGGAUUUACAGCUUCCAGAAAGUAAUGUUGAAAUGUCUGGAACAAGUAAAGAAUACGGGAGUUGCCCCUCCUCUUUAGUAAGUCUCUGUGGCAGUUGUCAGCCAUCUAUAGAGUCCACAGAGGAAUCUUGCUCAUCUGUAACGGCAGCCUUGAAGGAACUUCAUGAACUUUUGGUCAUUAGUACUAAACCAGCUUCAGAAAACACAUCGGAAGAAGUUAUCUGUCAAUCAGAGACAGUAACUGAGGGCCAAACAGGUAUUAAGGACCUUUCUGAGAGAUGGACCCAAAAUGAGCAUGUUACAGCUACCCAGAGUGAACACUGUUCACAGGUCUCCUUUCAUCAGGCCACAUCUGUAACAGUGAAGACAGAAGAAUUAGCAUCCACUUCAACUGACGCUGGAGUAGAAGAUGAAGAAAAUAUUAACUUCAGGGGUCCAGGUGAUGGCGUAUUAACUGAUAGGGAAGGUGUCCCCAAGUCUAAGGAGUCAGUAAAUGAGAGCAGUUCUGUCACUGUAGCCUCAGCUGAAACGUCCAAUCAACUACAUUGCACCUUUGGCGCAGAAAUUUCACCCAGACUUCUAGCAGGUGAGGAGGAUGCACUCAAUCAGACUUCUGAGCACACUGAGUCCUUGUCGUCCAGUUUCAUAUUGGUUAAAGAUUUGGGCCAGGGCACACGGAAUCCAGUGACAGACAGGCCUGAGACUAGAGAAAAUGUCUGUUCUGAAGCUGCAGGGCCACUUCUAGAAUUCGUACCACCUACCAGCCAGCCAUCAUCAAGUCCCUCCUUUCUUGCACCGUUAAUUUUUCCUGCUGCGGACAUUGACCGGAUUCUCCGUGCCGGCUUUACUUUGCAGGAAGCUCUUGGGGCUUUGCAUCGAGUUGGUGGAAAUGCAGACCUUGCACUUCUUGUUUUGCUAGCAAAGAACAUUGUAGUUCCUACAUAACCAUGGAAACGUGGGCUAGACCAUACUCCAUUCCCUUACAAAAAGCUAUAUAUUUACACAUACACACUCACCACAUAUACAGUAUAUGUAGAAACCUGCAAGCAGAAUGUUGAGCCAGAUUUUUUUUAAAGAUUUUUUUCGGCCAAAGUAAUUUAUGGUCUCUUGUCUGAUGAAUUUGUCUAUUCUAUUUGUUGAAAUUUGGGCCUUUUAAAAUGUAUUGGCAGUAUGUGCAUACAGGAGCUUUUUAUUAACAUUAAGAUGAUGUAUUCUGGAAUGAAAUGGGUGGUUUUGUGUAUA